This is a messenger RNA of Punica granatum (pomegranate), 375 nucleotides long. NCBI's taxonomy places the organism in Eukaryota, Viridiplantae, Streptophyta, Magnoliopsida, Myrtales, Lythraceae. The record is from RefSeq and is a predicted model, not a curated record.
AUGUAUGGUAUGGUGGGUGGUCCCCAGUACUUAACUCUGACUCGCCCAGAGAUUUCGUUUGCUGUUGGACUUGUAGACAAGUUUAUGCAGUCUCCUCGGGUCCCUCAUUUAGUAGCUGCUAAACAUCGUCGCUCCACUACUGGCUUUUGCCUUUUCUUCGUUGACUCUCAACUAUCUUGGAAGAGCAAGAAAGAGAUAGUGGUUGCUCGCUCUAGUGCAGAAGCCGAGUACAGGGCUCUUGCUGAUACUACAUCAGAGAUUAUUUUGUUGCGAUGCUUACUUAAAGAUAUGGGACUCACUCUUUCUGGGCCUACUAUUCUCUUUUGUGACAACAAGAGUGCUAUCCAAGCACACAAUGAUGUCUUUCAUGAGUGA